Molecule: messenger RNA, 2203 nt
Organism: Onychostruthus taczanowskii (white-rumped snowfinch)
Lineage: Eukaryota; Metazoa; Chordata; Aves; Passeriformes; Passeridae
Gene: TMPRSS7
Product: transmembrane serine protease 7
Exons: 16
Coding region: 1-2136 (711 amino acids)
Biological process (GO): proteolysis
Cellular component (GO): plasma membrane
Molecular function (GO): serine-type endopeptidase activity; protein binding
Source: RefSeq, a predicted model, not a curated record
AUGCCCUCUGUGUUUGGGAUUUUCUGGAUUAACUUGGUAUACACAACUUCUUCUUUCUCCAAAUUUUAUAAGCAGUCCACUGUCUCAGAAGUCAGUAACAACAACAAUGGAGGCCUUCUUAUUCAUUUCUGGAUCGUAUUUGUGGUACCACAGGCGAAGGGGCAAGUGCUGUGUGAGGAUUGUGUGGCUGCCAUUUUAAAGGAUUCCAUUCAGACAAGUAUCAUUAACCGGACUUCGGUGGGAAGUCUUCAGGGCCUUGCAGUCGACAUGGAUUCCAUUGUCCUAAGUGCAGGUCUUCGGUCAGAUUAUUGGUCAACAACGGGAGCAGGAACAAAUUGCAUGUAUGAUCUCUAUGCUGACCGACUACAUGAGCACUUUCCUCUGGAUACUGAAGCUACCUCAGAGGACACAAUCUGCUAUUUUAAGCUUAUUGCCUCUGUGGGCCACCUUGUCCGCUUUUCCAUAGUAUCCCUUCAGAUUGAAGCAGAUAACUGCAUCACUGACUCACUCACCAUUUAUGACUCUCUGAUGCCAAUCAAAGAUAAGGUACUCUACCGAGCCUGUGAACCAGCUGAUUCAUUGGUGUCACUUGUGUCCACAAAUAAUCUCAUGCUGGUAAUAUUUAAGGCAGCACAAGUAAAGGAGCAAAAAGAAUUCCAUGGCUAUUUUGAGGUCAUUACACAAGAAAGGUGUGGAAAAGCAAUAGUGACAAAAGAGGAAACUGGCUAUGAAGGGAGAAUCACAAGUCCAUAUUACCCAAGCUAUUAUCCUCCAAAAUGCCUGUGUGCAUGGAACUUCCAGACUCCACAGAAGAACCUUGGUAUAGCUCUGAAGUUCCAUAACUAUACCAUUAGUGAGAAGAAUAUUAAAGGCUGUGAACGAGGAUGGUGGAAAAUUAAUGAACGCAUGUACUGUGGUUACUAUGUCGAUCACCAAACAGUGUUCCACAUUACAAGUCCUGCUGUCAGCGUGGAGCUGCAGUGCAGUUCGAAGGUCUCUGAGAAGCCCUUGCUGGUGGAAUAUGGCAGCUAUAACAUCGGCCAACCAUGUCCACCUGGGCAUUUCAAGUGUUCUACUGGCUUAUGCAUCCAGCAGAUGCAGCGCUGCGAUGGCAUAAACAACUGCUUCGAUGAAAGUGAUGAACUCUCUUGUGUUGUCCCUGAGUGGAACUGUAACUCCAGCUUUGCAAUACAGGACAACUUGCUUGCCUGCAAUGGAGUAAGUGAUUGUGAGAAUGGAAAUGAUGAGCAGAACUGCACCCACAGUAUUCCCUGCACCAGCCACACAUUCAAGUGCAGGAAUAACAUUUGCAUUAGGAAACAAUAUGCAAGGUGUGAUGGGACUGUGGACUGUGUUGAUGGAAGUGAUGAAAGCAGCUGCAGCUGCGGCAGUAGCAAGAUCAGCAACCUCAUCUCUCGGAUUGUGGGUGGCUCAAACACUGAGGAGGGUGAAUGGCCCUGGCAGGUCAGCCUUCAUUUUGUGGGAGCUGCUUACUGUGGAGCAUCAGUGAUAUCGAAAGAAUGGCUUGUGUCUGCAGCCCACUGCUUUCAAGGGAGCAAGCUGGCUGACCCCAGAGCAUGGCGUGCCCACCUGGGCAUGCAGAUGCAGGGCCAUGCUAAGUUUGUGUCCGCGGUGCGGCGCAUCGUCGUGCACGAGUAUUACAACAGCAGGAACUACGACUACGACAUCGCGCUGCUGCAGCUGAGCACGCCCUGGCCGGACACCGUGGGCCACCUCAUACAGCCCAUCUGCCUGCCUCCCUCUUCCCACAAAGCCCGCAGCGGGGACAAGUGCUGGAUAACAGGUUGGGGCCAAAAGCAGGAAGCAGAUGAUGAAGGUUCAGCAGUUCUUCAGAAAGCAGAGGUAGAAAUUAUUGACCAGACAUUAUGUCAUUCCACAUACGGGAUUAUCACAGCUAGGAUGUUUUGUGCUGGGCUAUUGACUGGGAAAAGAGACGGGUGUAAAGGUGAUUCUGGUGGACCACUGUCAUGUCAAAGCAAUGGAGGUGGAAAAUGGUUUUUGACUGGCAUUGUGAGCUGGGGUUAUGGAUGUGGAAGACCAAAUUUCCCAGGUGUCUACACAAGAGUGUCAAAUUUUGCACCAUGGAUACACAAAUAUGUGCCUUCAGUCUUGUAACUUGAAAACUAUUUUCUUGGAAUAAAACAUGUCCUGCAUAUCUUCAUUAAAACUGUAUUUGGAGGAA